Molecule: messenger RNA, 3757 nt
Organism: Serinus canaria (Common canary)
Lineage: Eukaryota; Metazoa; Chordata; Aves; Passeriformes; Fringillidae
Gene: TMEM140
Product: transmembrane protein 140
Exons: 3
Coding region: 2189-2839 (216 amino acids)
Source: RefSeq, a predicted model, not a curated record
AUCCUCCACUGACACCUCCGCCUUUUUAAUGUCACUGGCAUUGGGGGGAACUGCCAGGAGAAGUGGUCUUGAAGGGUGCAGAUGUCUUGGAGAACCCUCCAAGACAUCUUCCCCUGCUUUAAGACGCUUUAAGGGCAGUUCCUCCACAGUCUGCUCCAUUUGUUGCUGGUUGGUUUCUGUUUGCCAGCAAUCCUUAGCUUGUCAGUGGCCUUUCUUCACCCGUGGAUUCUCUGCAGCUAAUCCUGCCUGAGGGGGAAAGGCGAUCCGGAUAGCUGGGAUGGGGAGGUGGUGCAGGGACAGGACAGAUGUCUUGAAGGAAGAGUGUCAUGUCCGAAGCAUGACGCUUUCCCGUAACUCUUGUACAGCAUUUCUCCCCUCAGCAGCCAGGGAGAGGGGAGACAGGGAAGUCAAACUGUCUGGGGGCUCUUCAGUGCAAAAGGAAAUGCCCAUUCCCUCGCCUUCUUGCACUCAGCCCCACUGCAGCGGCAUCCAGUGGCUCCCAGAGUUGCUCGUCCCUGCACAGGUCCUGUGCCAGAGCUGUGUGUGCCUUCCUGUCCCCCUGCCCAGGCGCUCUGCCAGCUGCUUGCCGGAGAAAGGCACAGCCCCAGCCUGGCAAGGGUGCCCACCUGCCUGUGAGCAGCAGAGGAAAGGGCUGUGCGGUCCCAAAAGCACAGAGCGUGCCUAGGAGCCUAAUCUCACACACAGAGACCUCAGGGAGCUCCGGAGCCAUUCACAUGGGGCCUCUCUCUGCCGGGGACACUGAGACACAGAGCUCUCCCAGUGUGAAACCCAGUGUCUCCAUCAAUGCCAGUCCAGGAACAAGGAGGCUGACUCCAGGCUGGGGCUUGCUGUGCCAUGUUCAGGUUCCCCUUUCUUGCACCUUUGAGAAGGAGCCACAGUCUCCCAUCCAAAGGCACAGACACCUCCUUAGAGGCAGCGAGACUGCCUCUGUCUGGGAAAAACCCAAGCUGUACACUGGGUGAGAGCUCUUUCCUGUUUGUCUCUUGCUUCUCAGCCAGGCUGCUGCUAAACCUGCCUCCCUGAUGAGCUGCAGAGCUCACAAAUGUCCUGUCUGUGGCUGUGCUGUGGCAGGGUGCCAGGUCUCAGCCUUCACUGCCUCCAGGCCAGUUCUCUAUCCAGCUGGCACAGGGCCAUCCUAGGCAUGUUUCUGGGCCUAUCAGUCACACAGGGACAGCGAUUUACCUCCUGGGUUGGGCUGGGCCGGGGAGGCAGCAGGAGGCAAAGAUGCCAGCAAUUUAACCAUGAAGAGAGGGACAUAGCUGGGAAAAUAUGUCCUUACACACAUGAGCCUCAAAACAGAGCAGAGGGCAGAGAUACCAUGGGCUUUCCCAGGUCCCUGUACAUGCAGAGAUCACACAGCAGCACAGGGUCUCUCAGGUGGCUGUCCUCCACCCCUGCCACAUGUUACCAUACUACCAUAAUACCUGAUAGAAAUUUAAUUCUCUGUCCCCUCUCUAGUAAUAUGUGCAACUAGGACAAUUUUAAUAGCUUUUACAUUUUAUGGAUGCCGAGGGAGUGAGUGUGAGAUGACUGAACAAAACUCCACCUUUCUUCAAGCCUGCCUUCCAUAGGAAACUGCUCUAAAGAAAUACAACAGCAAGGGUUGGUGGGUGGGCAGGGCCAAGAGUCAGCUGGGCUGUAGUGGUCCCAGCCCUGAGGUCUAACAGAAAUCCCUGGAGACCUGGUCAGCCUCCAAGUGCAGCUUGUUCUUCCUCUGAGGGUAAGGCAGGACAGCAGGAAGAACGAUGGGUGUGAGCCCUUGCAGAACAGGGAGAGGAAGAGCAGCAAUGCCUGGGUGCAGGAGACCAUGUGUGAGACAGACAAACCAAGCGACAACACUAGGGGAAAGAGAAACAGUGGGGAAAUUACAUUUCACCAGAGGUCUCAUUUUGCAGCACAUCCUGUGCCCAAGCAUAGAUAUUUUCGUGGUUGCUUUGGUCUUCGUUGCAGAUUCAGAACAAUGGGCGUCCUCCAUGUGAGCUUUCAGUCUCUCCAGAAGCCCUUUGAGAAGAAGCCCUCCAAGGGAGGCUACAAGAAGUGAAAGAAAAGCAACCAGGGGAAGUGGACAGCGGGAAGCAGAAGCCCGCAGGACGGCACUAGAGGACAGUACACAUUCCGGGGAGAGGAGCACUCGGGUUUGCCAGCCAGUCUGAGAGGAGCAAGGUGGAUGGCAAUCACAGGCAUCCCCGCAGCAGCUUUUACCAUGGUAGCAAGAAAGCAUGCAGGCACCAGGAUGGGUCUGCUGCCACAGAGGUGUACCAAGAACCUGCUGCCCAUGCUGGCUUUACUGGAGACUGUUGGGACGUUGGCCUUGAUGUCCUACGCUCUGCUGUACGAAGCCGGAAACCUGGUGAACCUCCCUGACAAACGCAUUGGCUUUUACAACUUCUGCCUGUGGGAUGAUGCAGCUGGGGAGCUGCAGUGCCUGGACAGCAAGCAUCUGCAGGCAAUGGGCAUCAGUCUACUACAACUGGGACUAGCCAGGGUUUGUGUGUAUUCCUGCCUGGUCUUCAUCCUCUUCCACCUCCCUUUUGUUUUAAAUGUGAAUUGCACAGGGCAGGGAGAGGGAUGGAAGAUGAUUCACAUCAUACUCUUCAUCAAGAUGAUUAUCCUGUCUGGAGGCCUGGGUAUGUUUCUUUUACAAACCUCGCAGUGGAUUAAUCCCUCUGAUUUCACUGGAGGCUUCCUGGCACUGCUUGGGACUCAGGCUCUGCUACUGCUCCAGAUUCUCACUGUCACUGUGUACCUCAGCUGGGCCAAGCACACACAUAUGUGUCAAAACCAUUUAACUGAGGAGGCCCUGCCCACUAAGAUUUGACAGUGAAGGAGAUGAGAGAGCUAUCGGUAAUAUGAUUUAAAGUUGUGAUCCAAAUACAGCUUUACUCCCUAGAAAAAAUCUGAUUCCCAGUCCAAAGGCUCGUGUCCAGCCAUGCUCUGGCAUGUUGCUGCAUGCAGCAUUCCUGCAUCAAGCUGGCAGCAAACUGCAGCCACAGCACAGCCACAGCACAGAAGCUUCCCAGGUACAACAGCAUGUAACACCCCUCAGUUUGGGGCACAGCAUCAAAGUGACAGCACUUGUGGCCCCAAAGAGCAGGGAAGGUAGCAGAACAAGCAUACAGUGGGCACAGCCCUCUGCUCAUACCUAGUCUAAGGAAAAAUGUUGCUAGUAUCUCAUAGAAUGUGAUUAAAUUUGUAAUUAACUAACAAAAUGCUUUUAAUACAUUUUGCCCUACCAUAUAACAAAGAUAAGGGAAUUUAAAAACAGGAUAUGUAGAUUAUGUUUAACUAGGAACUAACAAAUGUUCAGGAAAAUGUAACCAAAUAGGUAAUUUCUUCAUAAGUAGACAGGAUACAUACAAUUUAAAAUAAAUAAGCAGCCAAUCAACAACCAACCUUCAGGGCUGCAAAGAAAGCUAUCUAGGACAAUACAGAAGUAUCACUAGAAAGAAGCAGGUUUGUAGUUUGAAAACAACAGACUGGGCAUGCACCAACUAAGAAAGUGCAAUAAAAGGAGGAUUAAACGACCAGAAAAACCCCGACAGAGGGCAGUAAUAAUCCCUAAAGGACACUAGAUGGCAGAAAAGACUGAAACGGUUAACUCUGUGCAUAUAAUAAGUUUUCAAAACCGGAGUUUUAUUUGUAGUGAAUAUGUAACAGCCUUGUAAGUACGUGCUGCAUUAAUUCAUCCAGUGGUUGGGAGAAUUUAUGAAAAUAAAGAAUGCCUGCUUAACAGUGA